Molecule: messenger RNA, 324 nt
Organism: Pocillopora meandrina
Lineage: Eukaryota; Metazoa; Cnidaria; Anthozoa; Scleractinia; Pocilloporidae
Source: the annotation of a GenBank genome assembly
AUGACUUUGAUCACUAGGCCAUUUAUUGCACCCACAGGUCCAUUAUCCCUUACAAACAUUAUGGAAGAAAAACAAAGUGGUCUCAGUAGUAUCUUCAACAUUAAAUACAGCUUCUGUAGUCACGUAAAUGAAGUAAAAUCCUCUGCUGAACACAGAGCUGGAAGCCAUGGUCCUCUCGUUAACGAUAUCAACACAAGUGCAGUAUUAGGUUCCUUCCAUGCUGGCAUGGAGAAUACCCACCUAAAUAAUUUACUCUCUAGAAUGUACCAACAAAGAAUCUUAACCUGUUUAAAAGAAGAGAAAGAGAAGUUGGAAAUGCUCUAG